Molecule: messenger RNA, 4284 nt
Organism: Recurvomyces mirabilis
Lineage: Eukaryota; Fungi; Ascomycota; Dothideomycetes; Mycosphaerellales; Teratosphaeriaceae
Gene: PAN1
Product: actin organization and endocytosis protein
Exons: 2
Coding region: 1-4284 (1427 amino acids)
Biological process (GO): endocytosis; actin cortical patch assembly; endosomal transport
Cellular component (GO): nucleus; cytoplasm; plasma membrane
Molecular function (GO): actin binding; calcium ion binding
Source: RefSeq, a predicted model, not a curated record
AUGUUCUCUGGCUCCAACUCAUAUCUGGGUGGCAGCAACAGUGCGCGGCCUGGCCAGCCGCAGUAUGGUCAGCAACAACAGGCCUUUGGUGGCCAGCCAUCACCCUUUGGCGCACAGCAGACGGGCUUCCAGGGUCAGGCGCAGGCAUCAUUACAGCAGCAAUAUACUGGCUACCCCGGCGGUGCACUGCAGCCGCAAGCGACCGGAUAUCCUCCUCAACCACCGCAACAACAGCAGCAGCAAGCACCAUUCCAGCAGCCACAGUUCACGAGCUUUCAACAGCCGCAGGCGACAGGAUAUCAGCAGGCCCCGCAACAAAUCCAACCGCAGCAGACCGGCUUCCCUGCCAGCCAGCCUCCUCCACAGCAACAAAAUGGCAUUGCGCCGCCACCUGCCCAGCCGCAGCGACCACAGCAGACCGGGAUGACCAGUAACGACAUGGCCAACUCCUUCCGCGGCUCGUCAGCCACCCAGCCUGCACCGCAAUCGCAACCCACUGUCAAGCGAGGGAUCCCGAGCAUCCGCCUCUCCUUCAUCACGGCCACCGAUCAAGCCAAGUUCGAGCAAUUGUUUAAGAGCGCGACCAAUGGCGAGCAGGCACUCAGCGGAGACAAGGCGAGAGAUCUGCUGCUCCGGAGCAAAUUGGACGGUAACAGCUUGGCGCAGAUAUGGACACUUUCGGACACCACCAAGAGCGGGCAGCUACUGUUCCCUGAGUUCGCACUGUCCAUGUAUCUGUGCAACCUGAGGUUGACUGGAAAGGACAUGCCGACAUCACUGCCAGACAGAGUUAAGAACGAGGUCAGCAGUAUGGUGGACAUCAUCUCCUUCGGCGUGGCAGAUGACGGACCCGCCAGGCAGACAGCAACCAAUGCGCCCAACUUCAACGAGCCUCCCCAGAUCCAGCAGCCACAGGCGCAAAGUGCCAGCAAUCAGCAGCUUCUCAGUGCGUUGACUGCUCAGCCAACAGGAUAUCAAUUCCCACAGCAGACGGGGUACCAGCAGGCACAACCGACUGGGUUGCUGCCGCAGCAGACUGGGUUCCAAGGUGGUAUGCCACAGGCUACUGGCUAUAGUGGCCCACGUCCGCCUAUGCCACCGAUGCCCACAGGCUUCAAUCAGACAUCGGCACUUUCGCCACAGCAGACAGGAUACCCAAUGGCCGCACCCUUGAACGCGCAGCCUACCGGUGCACCUGGCCAAUGGGGCCUCGUCAACGCUCCCGCUUCCGGUCUACCAAACUUGCAAGCUCUGCAGCAACAAAUGAUGCCACAGCCAGGACGCGAAAGUGGCUUCUCUGCCCAAGGUCUGCGCGGUAAUGCGACUGUGCCAUGGGCUGUGACAAAGGACGAGAAGAAGAUCUAUGACGAUAUGUUCAAGGCGUGGGAUGGUUUUGGCAAAGGCUACAUCACUGGCAAUCAAGCCAUUGAGAUCUUCGGGCAAUCUGGAUUGGAGAAGCCAGAGCUGGAACGAGUCUGGACGCUGAGUGAUCCUCACAACAAAGGUAGGUUGAACCUGGACGAAUUCGCAGUCGCCAUGCAUUUGAUCUACCGACGUCUCAAUGGCUACCCAGUACCCAAAUCGCUACCAGCCGAGCUCAUUCCGCCGAGCACGCGCAAUAUCAAUAGCUCUAUCGACCGCAUGAAGGGUCUGCUUUCGCAAGAUGCCACCGAGCGCAAGAGUACGGGCGCCUUUUUGCAGCCGCAGAAGACUGGGGUCAGCUAUCUCAAAUCGCACUCUUUCCGGUCCGGAUCGCCUGAUACUGGAGGACGCAAGGAUGCGACCGUCUUCAAGAACAACGACGACGAUGUGGGCUACCGCUCAUCUGCUCGGAGGAGAGUGGGAGGCGAUGCUGAUGGCCGUUCGCCAAGUCCUGCUAUCAGUGAGCAGAGUGCAGACGACCUGAGCAUUGAUCAGCUCAAGAAGACCAUUCGUGAAAAGCAAGUACUGCUGGAUGCGAUGGACUUCGAGGAUGAAGGCCAUGAAGAUGAGGAGGAUGCACUUGAUCGCAAGGAUAAGAAGGAAGCUGAAGAACUUUUCAGACGCAUCAGGAGGAUACAGGACGACAUUGAUGGGCACCCAAAUAGUGUCUACAAGAGUGCUGAUGGAGAUUCCGAGAGGAGGGCAUUGCAGCGGCAAUUGCGUGGUCUGCAAGAUCGUCUCCCGGAGCUCGCGAGUCAUGUCCGGAGAUGCGAGCGCGCAAUUGCUGAUGCUCAGCUUGAGCUCUUCAAGUUGAAGGAUGCCAAGGCCAAUCCUGGAUCUGCGCAGAGUAUCGUCGGAACUGGUCCAGGUGGUCAGGUGACGGAGUCAGACAGACUCAGAGCAAGAGCAAAAGCUAUGAUGCAGCAGCGCUCUGCAGCAUUGGCUGGCCGGAAAGUGGAUGUGGGCGACGAUGGAAGUGCGGCAGCGGGGAGAUUGGAAGGCGAGCAGAAGCGUGUGAACCGAGAGAAGGACGAUAAUGAGGCGAUGGUGAAGGAUGUCGAGGAGAGUGUGACUGAGUACAGUCGAGGGCUGGAAUCGAGCUUGAAGGAAGGUGCGGAAAGUGCUAGUGAUGAGCACGAGCGGAGGAGGUGGCAAGAUGGUCUUGGCGUAGAGGAUGAGGUGAAGGACUUCAUCUUUGAAAUGCAGCGCAGCUCACGAGCUGCAAAAGUCCGGACAGAAGACCGCGCUCGCCCUGCGGCAGCUCAGCAAAGUCGUGAUGUCGAGGACAGGAGCAGCACACCUACCGCACCUGCAAGAACAGACAGUCCGGCAGCACGACAACCAGCACAGGCCAGUGGCGGCACCUACAAUACAUAUAAGACCGCCGAGGAGAAAGCGGCAUAUGUUCGACAGCAAGCCGAGCAAAGAAUGGCAGAGCGUAUGGCCGCACUUGGUCUUCGCGCCCCGUCUAAGAGCGGUGGUGAGAAUGCCCAGCAGCGAGCCGAACGUGAGCGCAAGGAGAAGGAAAGCCGCCUCAAGCAAGCCGAAGAAGAGGAUGCCAAGCGUGAGCAAGAACGACAGGCACGUUUGCAAGGCGAAGGAUUUGGCGCACCAACGCCACAAUCGCCAAGCCAGGCUGCUGGAAAGCCUAAGCCACCACCGCCUGCCCCGAGGAAGAAUAGGAGCGAGAGUUUGCAGAGUGAGCAGAGCCAGCAGGGCAAGGUCGAUCCUCAACUGAAGGCCGAGGUACUGAAGGAGCAGCAUCAAGAGACACGAGAUCUAGAAAAUGAAGAAGCGAAGCAGGAGCGUGAACUGCAUAAGCAACGCGAAGAGGCCGAAGCUAACCUGCGCGCGCUCGAAGAACAAGUCAAAGCAGGUAAGCUGAAGCGUAGCGAGGAGAAGACACGCCGCGCAGCAGCCAAGAAGGAAGCCGAUGAGAAGGAGAAGAGGCUUGCAGCACAGCGAGCAGAGAUAGAGGCUGCCAAGGAGAGGGAGAGGCAGCUUCGCGCUCAGCUCGAGAACAUCGACGAUGAUGAUAGCAGUGACGACGAAUGGGAGAAGCCAGAGGAGGACACGCCGACGCAGAGCGUCAGCUCGCUGCCACCACACGCGCCAUCUGCGCCUGCACCACCGACUCCUGCUCUGGAAGAAGUGAGGGCGCAGGAGCCUGUUCGCGAAGAGGCUGCCGCGACUGCGCUACCUGUCGCCAGCCCUCCAGCAUCUGAAAGCAAGAAUCCUUUCUACCGCUCUACGGGACAGAGUCAGGCAGGCUCAAGCAUCACCAGCCCUGCCGCGGUCGAGGAGAAGAAAGAUACCAAUCCUUUCCAUCGUCUCAGUAAUGCAGACAUCCAGAGGCAACAGCAAGCCCUGCCCGAUCCGGCACCGCCUUCUGCUAGGACUCGUGGAGCUCCCAAGGACGAAGACGACUGGAGCGUUGUCGAAUCGGACGAUGACGAGGAAGAGGAAGAGGGACCUACAGGCGGAAGCGCGAAGCAACUAGCAAGUAUUCUCUUCGGUACCAUGGCUCCUCCUCGCCCCUUGAGCGCCGCUGGAUCCGGCCCGGCUUCACCUGCUGUGGGUAACAACCGUGCGGCUUCCCCACCUUUGGCCAUGCCAGGUGCAUUCGCGCAUAGUGCACCUCCACCUCCGCCUCCACCGCCACCAGGUGGUGCUGCGCCGCCGCCGCCUCCCGGGCCGGCUCCGGCUCCUGCUUUGCCUGGUGGUGGUGCUGCUGCGGCAGGUGGGGAUGGUGCGGCGUCUGAUAGGAGUGGGCUUUUGCAGCAGAUUCAGCUGGGUAAGGGGUUGAGGAAGACGGAGACGAAGGAUAGGAGUACGGCUGGUAGUGCUGGGAAGGUGCUUUAG